UAAGAAAUGUUUCUAUUAUUUUUACUUUUAUCGCAUUCUACUGAUGCAAAUGCUUUGCAAAAUGAUAAAGAAUUUUUAAUUGAAACAAAAAGUUUACCCAGUGACCUGAACUUUAUGCCGACAUUAAGCAAUGGACAUCUUGGGUACACAGUUUUCGGUAAUGCAAUUUUCAUGAAUGGCGUCUACAAUGGUCACGCCGGAGAUAGCCGACGCGCUCGUAUACCCAAUUGGCUGAAUGUAAGCGUUGAUGCUGUUUUUCAGCAUAAGACGACCGAAGAAGACCGCUUUAUUGGGUAUCUGUCCGACAACGCCACCGUAGAUACAGCUUAUACAUUAAAUUUGAGAGAUGGCUAUUUCCGUUGGCGACAAACCUACAGAAAUGCUACCGGCGCUUUACUGCUGCAAUUGGAGCAGCGGACAUAUGCACACCGCUUCUUCAAUCGCGCUUUGGUUUACGAGCUGCUGGUGCAGCGGGAACUAACCGAAGAGUCAUUAGCUUUGAACUUAAUACAAAAACCAGGCGCUGCUAGUGAGGCUUUUAAUUUCACGCUGGUUAAUCUAAACAAUCCGAGUUCAAAUGACAGUGUAGCCAUGAAAGUGCUUAAAGGUACCACAAGAGUCGUGGAGAAUGAACAAUUCCAAAAGGCAGCCAAAACAGUUUUUAUAGUUUUUAGUGAUAAUUUUACCAAUGAAAAAACUUUAGAAAUGUUACCUGGCCAACAACAACUCUACUACCGCUUCAUAAUAACGGCAGAUGAAGUGGCGACAAAUGCUGUAUGGGAAAUGCAAGAGGUUUUGCACCUUGAACCAAUAGAAAUGCUGAGAACUCAUGCCAGCGAAUGGCAAAAGUUUUGGCAAGAAUUCAACAUAACCAUACAAGGAAAUCUGGAAUUAUCCAAAACCAUCAACGCUGGUAUAUUUUACCUGUCAAGCUCCUUACCAGCACUCAAUACAAAUCAAGCAAAUAAAAUUUAUUUUGGUCUUAGUCCAACUGGACUAGGCAGAGGUGAACUCGAUGCUGAUUACGAGGGUCACAAUUUUUGGGAUACAGAAAUUUGGAUGCUGCCUGCAGUUACGCAAAUGUCCACUAAGUGGGCAGAGGCUCUAUUAAAGUAUCGUCUUAAACACUUAAGUGGCGCACGUUUUAAUGCAGAAACUACGGGUUAUAAAGGGGCAAGAUUUCCGUGGGAAAGCGCCUUUACGGGUACUGAAGUCACAAAUCCAUGUUGCCCUGAGGUGGCUGCGCAAGAAAUCCACAUUUCGGCCGAUAUUGCCUUUGCGUUGCAGCAGCAUUUCGCCAUAACCAAUGAUCGUGUUUGGCUAUGCGCAGUAGCUUGGCCACUUGUGCGAAAGAUUGCAGCGUUUCUGGAGGAUCGCGUUCAGCUGGAUGCAAAAACGCAAAUAUAUCACGUUAGAACUGUUAUGGGACCGGAUGAGGAUCAUUGGAAUAUUGACGACAACGUUUAUACCAAUGUUGUUUUCAAAAUUGCUCUAGAAUUUGCCAGUCUUACCCAAGCGAUCUGCAGUGCAAAAAAACUAUCCAACCAAAAUUGGAUAAAAAUUGCUAAGAAUCUUAUUGUGCUGUAUGACGAGGAACAAGAUUUUCACCCCCAACAUUUUGGAUAUAAAAAGUUCGAAAUUGUGAAACAAGCUGAUGUUAUUCUCAUUGGUUAUCCUUUACAAUAUCCCAUGAAUGUUUCCACACGCCUUAACGACUUAGACUACUACGUAAAUGUAACACGAACGACUGGUCCAGCAAUGACUUGGUCCAUGUUCGCAAUUAAUUUCUUAGAUGUCAAAGAAACUGAUAAAGCUGAUUACUAUUUUAUGAAAGGCUAUAGGGAUUAUGUCAGACCAGAAUUUAAGGUAUGGAGUGAGAGAGCUCUUAACUAUUCUGGAUCAGCAAACUUUUUAACCGGUAUUGGCGGAUUUCUGCAAGCGAUAAUUAAUGGUUACGGUGGUAUUCGUUUUUAUAGAAAAUUUGAUAAAUCAGUUAUGGAAAUAAAUUCACGUUAUUUAUUGCCUAGUACUGAAGCGUACUCUUUAAACGGAAUUAAGUUUGCUGAUGCUGAAUUUUCACUCAAUAUCUCAGCAAUCGCUUCAACUAGGUUAAGAUGUUUGAAAAUAGGAAAAUUCGAAUUGGAAUUAAUUUUAUCUGAUACAACAUAUAAAAUUUACGAAGGAUAUUCAAGUAAGUGA
This is a messenger RNA of Teleopsis dalmanni, 2199 nucleotides long. RefSeq names its product protein-glucosylgalactosylhydroxylysine glucosidase. Gene Ontology annotation, molecular function: catalytic activity. Lineage: Eukaryota; Metazoa; Arthropoda; Insecta; Diptera; Diopsidae. Gene Ontology annotation, biological process: carbohydrate metabolic process. The coding region runs from base 7 to 2199 and encodes 730 amino acids. The record is from RefSeq and is a predicted model, not a curated record. The transcript is spliced from 11 exons.